AUGGAUGCAGGGAAAAGGUUCUUGGUUAAGAGCACGACGGCUGUAUGGUUUCUCAAUGUCUUUGAGGACUGCCCGUACGGGAAGCUACGCUCUGGUCCCUAUGCGGCCAUGAGGUCUUGUGAUUUCCAUCUAUUACGAAUCGCGGUUUGGCUUUGUUUCCUGGCUCCUCUUUGCGAAGGUGGACUACGCGUCUUCAGUCCACUGCUCCUCGCUGCCUCUAAAAGCACAAUCGACGCUGCUACCGUCUCACGUUGUCGUGCACUUCGGAGGGCCCGUGCUGCAAAAUCCACUGUCUCUCACACUCAUCCCAAGGCAUUCUUGGCAUUUGCUAGUGGUGUGCAGCAGCAACACAGAGGGAGCCGAUGGAAUACACUACGUGCGCAGCAGCAGCGCGUUACCGCCCACCCGCUUACGGGAGUCAAACAGCCCCGCCAUCAGCACCGUCAUGACCAGCAGAAACGCACACGCAGUGCCCUGCUUCGGAGAAUGCAUCGAUUAAACAGCAGCUAUGGCGGGCCCCCUCACUGUGGCCAAUCUGGUCUAGGAGGCAUUCGUAUGACCGCCAUUCCUCCAGGAUCUGCCUUGGAGAGCCACAUGAAGGAACUGAUGCAAGAUCCUAUACAGAAUAUGCCAUGGGAUAUUUACGUCCCUUUUUAUAAGCAGUACGGUCGUGGCGUCGACAACAACUGGUUACACUUUCUACAGGGCAACUGGACUUUUAUUGAGUCGAAAACAUUCGCCGAAAGGCCCGUAGGCGUUAUCGACGGGGGUCCCGAGGAAUACAAAGGUCAAGGCACCAGUCUUCCCUUCCACCCUCUCUCUCUGGAUAGACAACACGCAGUCAAGUGGCCCCAGCACCACGCCCACGGCGUAGGUUUCAGGGAGUCAACAGACAAGCCGUACCAUAUUCGGCUUGAUAGGCUUCCAGACGGCAACCAGGAUGUGUACUUUGGGGAGUCUGAUGAGGAGCUAGACGCCAGGUUGUGGGGCAGUUGGGACAGCCCACAGGCUCUACACGAGUGUUGGCCUGAAACAGGAUGGCGAGACACUUUGCCUGACGACGAUAUAACGGGAAUGCCUCGGCCUUGGACACACAAGCAGACGGAUAUUUUUGAGAUGCCGCCUCAACACCGAGACCCUUCCCCAGGGCCCCCUGAAAUUCCUUUAGAAGUUGAACUUGCAGCUGCUGGCGUAUGGGCCGGUUAUGUACUGGAGCCGGGAUGGACUCGACAUGCGGACGCCAUUGCAGAAUACCGCAAGGCUGUGGAGUGGGCCACUGUCGAGCCUGUUCCUCCGAAAAAGGCUCAGAGAAAGACGAAGGCUGCCAGCAAGAAGGCGGACAAGGAAAGAACAUCAGAGCUUUUGCGGCGCACGCAGGAGAUUAUAAAGGCCCAUUGGGCCGACAUACGAAAGCACCCGGUAUACGUUCGUGCCGUAGUUGACGGUGCAACCCACGAGUCUGCCGUUGCAGCAGCUGCCGCGGCAACACCGGAAACAGCAGCCCGUAUAGCCAUGGGGGCGGACGUAACCGAGGGCCUAGAGAUGCAAGAAACGCCAGAUCACCUCGUUAAGGGAGAAGUAAACCCUCCAAACGCAGAGGGGAAAACAAUGGCGGUAAAUCUCGCCUUGUACAGCGUCGCCCCAUACAAUUGCAGCUACUUGUCGCCCAAAGCCACUAUUGCGGAACACGAAGAGCUGUAUCAUUACCUUAUGACAGAAAACCAUAGAGAGGGCAGGUACACGGACUUUAAUUCUGAGAUUGCGGCCACUCAUGACAUUGAGUAUCGGCUGAGACCAUUGCGAGAAAGAUUUCCUCGACUUAUGGCGUUGUACCGUCCUCUCUGGACAAAGCGGAAAUACGGAGAGGAAUUUUCAGGGCCCAGAGACCCGAAGGAUGUCAGUUGUGCUUACGGGAGGCACUUCCUUGGUCGCGGGAGCGCACCACAAAUCGAGACGGGUUCUCGAGACUCUCCACCCCAAAAGACAAACCACUUAGCCCCGUUCCCCCGAGAGGUCAUUUUCUAUCAAAGUCCAAAGAAGCGCUUUUUAGCAAAGCCAGUUUGGCCCAUACGGGGCGGAGCGACACUUAGCCUCUCCGUAGUAUACGUGGAGAGCUCCGACGCAGGGUUAGCCGGUCUGCGAAAGACUUUGGGAUUAGCACCAGCGUGGGCCGAUUUCGUUUUCUCUGGCUGA
Cyclospora cayetanensis is the source of this 2193-nucleotide messenger RNA. RefSeq lists its product as uncharacterized. Lineage: Eukaryota; Apicomplexa; Conoidasida; Eucoccidiorida; Eimeriidae. The transcript is spliced from 10 exons. The record is from RefSeq and is a predicted model, not a curated record. The coding region runs from base 1 to 2193 and encodes 730 amino acids.